This is a messenger RNA of Eurypyga helias (sunbittern), 794 nucleotides long. RefSeq names its product transmembrane protease serine 11E-like. Gene Ontology annotation, molecular function: serine-type endopeptidase activity. Gene Ontology annotation, biological process: proteolysis. The record is from RefSeq and is a predicted model, not a curated record. NCBI's taxonomy places the organism in Eukaryota, Metazoa, Chordata, Aves, Eurypygiformes, Eurypygidae.
AUAUGGAGACGAAAAGAGCAGAAGCCCUCUUCAAUGACAUCUGUGGGUUACGGCAGAACAGGUCAGUCAAGUCAAUGGCAAAAUCAUCAUCGCUGCGAAUAGCCGGCGGAUUGUCUACCGCAGAGACCGGGGACUGGCCGUGGCAAGCUAGUCUGCAGUACAAUAACAUCCAUCGCUGCGGUGCGACGCUCAUCAGCAAUACGUGGCUUGUGUCUGCAGCACACUGCUUCAGAGACAUGAGUCACCCUCAGAAGUGGACUGCUACGUUUGGAGCUCUUCUGAAGCCACCAAGCUUGAAACGAUCAGUCAAGACUAUUAUUAUUCAUGAAAAGUACCGCUACCCGGAACAUGAUUACGACAUUGCACUUGUGCAGCUCUCUAAACGAGUUGAGUUUACGGGCAGCAUACACCGCGUUUGCCUGCCCGAGCCAUCUCAGAUGUUUCCCAAAAAAAAUGUCAUCACAGGCUGGGGAGCUCUUACCAACGAUGGUCCAACUCCAAAUGCUCUUCAGGAAGCAACCGUGAAACUCAUCGACUCAAACACUUGCAACAGGAAGGAAGUGUACGAUGGGGACAUAACACCCAGGAUGUUGUGUGCUGGAUACUUGGAAGGAGGAGUCGAUGCUUGUCAGGGGGACUCUGGGGGCCCACUGGUUACUCCAGACUCCAGGCUGAUGUGGUACCUCGUGGGAAUAGUGAGCUGGGGAGAUGAAUGUGCCAAACCGAAUAAACCUGGGGUUUACACACGAGUGACUUAUUUCCGUGACUGGAUUACCUCAAAAACUGACAUCUAA